Molecule: messenger RNA, 291 nt
Organism: Penicillium crustosum
Lineage: Eukaryota; Fungi; Ascomycota; Eurotiomycetes; Eurotiales; Aspergillaceae
Exons: 1
Coding region: 1-291 (96 amino acids)
Source: RefSeq, a predicted model, not a curated record
AUGGCUGCUCGAGCCGGCUUCCAUCAAGCAACUCAGUUCCUACCGAAUCGAAAGCACCAGAAUGUCGCAGUAGCAUGCUUGCGCCUGCUACGACAAGACUUAUGUAGCUUUCUUGAGACAAACCCCGACAAUAGGCAAGAAGGUUUAUUCAAAGAUGCCCUCCCCCACCUCGACAUGAUGAAUCUUCUAGUGAUUUCGGUAAAUGUUCAAGCUCUUUCAGAAGCGCAUUUUGGUCGCUACACCUUCGUGCCGAGUCAAAAUCGAUCAAAACAGCCUUUGAAUCACGAAUAA